CGGCGAUUGGCUUAGGUCGGCUGUGCUCGGCUGCGAUUGGCUGCGCUCGGGAGGGCGGGCGCGCGCGCGCGCCGGGCCCGGCAUGGCCCCGCCCACCCAUUGCCACGUCCGUGCGGCGCGUGCGGCGGGGCCGGCGUGCGCGGGUCUCUGUUUGCAGCCAUGAUGCCUGUGGCCACCGUGAUGCCCGAUGACACGCCCAUGUUUGACCCCAGGAUCCUGCAGGAACUCGACUGGAGCGAGAACACCACGACCUUUUCUCCUGCCAUUUCUCCACUGGAUCCAGGGGAUGGGCUGGUCCUGAGGCCACUCUGCACAGCUGAUUUAAAUCGAGGCUUUUUUAAGGUUCUGGGUCAGCUGACGGAAACAGGAGUUGUGAGCCCGGAGCAAUUCAUCAAAACCUUUGAGCACAUGAAGAGAUCUGGAGAUUACUACGUGACCGUGGUGGAGGACACCAACCUGGGGCAGAUCGUUGCCACGGCAACGCUGGUUAUAGAACAUAAAUUCACUCACUCCUGUGCCAAGAGAGGCAGGAUAGAAGAUGUGGUGGUCAGCGGGGAGUGCAGAGGGAAGCAGCUUGGAAAACUAUUAACCUCCACCCUCACCUUGCUAAGUAAGAGACUGAACUGUUACAAAAUCACUCUGGAGUGUCUGCCCAAAAAUGUGGAUUUCUACAAGAAGUUUGGCUAUUUGGUAUCUGAUGAAAACUACAUGUUUCAACGGUUCUUUAAUUAACGACUUCUAGGUCUUCUGGGUUCUUUUUUUUUUCUUGGAAAGACUGUUGGUGGAGGAGCUUGUGCUGCAAACAUUCUCUCCGUGGAAAAUUUCUAUAGUUUAUUGCUGCAGAUAUAACAAUCCCUAUAAAUAAUGAACAUCAGAUGUGAAAAUCUUGGGGAAAAAAAAAUACUGAGGUUUUAGAAAGAGUCCUUUGGGUUAGAAAAUAAGUUUAGAACUAAUUUUUACUACUGUUGAGUCGAGGUGAAGCUUUUCUGUUCUAGCUGAGUUACAAAGGACUCGUAAAGGGAUGGUUUUUAACCAAAGGUCUAUAUUUUUAUCUCAAAUCUUUUCUUGCAUUGUAUUUUUCUAAAAGUUUGUGCUUCUUUUCUCAGUAGCCAAAGGACAGCCCUGGGACUGUCCUGGCUGUGCUGAUGGAAGGAUGAUGUAGCUGGGGAAGGGAUGAGGCUUCUCUUAUACAGAAUUAGUGACACGGAACAGGCCUUAGUUCUGUUUUUUUCCAUGACACCUCAUGGAAGUGCUGGUGAAGUUUUCUAGGCACUGUUUUCCAAGACUGGCUUGUUACUGCUGGUGCAGGUUGGGGAGAAUCCUUCCAGGCUGUGCUGAAAAUGGAUGUGUGCUUCUCACUGCAGGGCUCCUGCACUUUAGCUGAUAACUUGGUUUUCAGGAUAAUUUUUUUUUUUUUCUGACCCCCAAUAAAACCCCCAAAUGUGGUUCGCAACAGGGCAGAGGGUAACUGGGAAACUGGAAUGUCUGAAGGAAUAUAUCCCAUAGGGAGUGGGUUCUGGCUAGUAAUCAUGGGAAGGGGACUGGGAUGGCAGAUUCAGCUUCACCUGAGGGAGCUGGGGGUGGUCAGCCCAGAAAAGCCUUAGAGCCACUUCUAGGGCCUGAAUAGGAGGGAGAGGGACUUUUGUUUUGUGUGGUCAGGACACAGGGAUUGAUUCCCACUGCCAGAGGGCAGGGAUGGAUGGGAUUUUGGGAAGGAAUUGUUCCCUAGGAAGGUGGGGAUGCCCUGGCACAGGGUGCCCAGAGAAGCUGUGGCUGCCCUGGAUCCCUAGAAGUGCCCAAGGCCAAGCUGGACUUUGGGGCUUGGAGCAGCCUGGGACAGUGGGAGGUGUCCCUGUUGGAAUGAGAUCAGUUUAAGGUCCCUUCCAACCCAAACCAUUCUGGGAUUUACUGAAUCCCAGCCCAGCCACUGGAACCCCAGAGGGCCAGGAGGGAUUUGCACCUGUGGCACAGCAAAGCAGGAGAGAAAUCCCCUCCUUCUGCUCCUGAGGGAUUGCUGCUGCUGCUGUGGAGCUUCCCUGGUGCUGCAAGAUGGGAUCAAUGAUUUUAGCACUUUUGCCAGGGGUGAAAAGCAAAGAACAUGCAAGGCCAGUUGCCAACAGUGGUGUUUUGUGUGGGGAGUGACAAAUCCCAGAGCCAUGAAUAGGGCAUUGUACCCAGCCAGGGUUGUUUGUGGGCAGCCAGGCCUUCCACACUGUCCUGCUUUGUGCUCUGGAGAGCAGCUCUACAGUGCUGGGGGCUCUGCUUGAUCUUCCUGAGGGUUCUCCACUCCAUCCAGUGUCUCCUUGGUGAUGUCUGCUUUAUUUAUUGAUUAUUUUUUUAAAGAAUAUCUUUGUUUAAGCUGAAUAAAUGAUUGCCACCUGUA
Molecule: messenger RNA, 2383 nt
Organism: Serinus canaria (Common canary)
Lineage: Eukaryota; Metazoa; Chordata; Aves; Passeriformes; Fringillidae
Gene: GNPNAT1
Product: glucosamine-phosphate N-acetyltransferase 1
Exons: 6
Coding region: 160-732 (190 amino acids)
Biological process (GO): UDP-N-acetylglucosamine biosynthetic process
Cellular component (GO): endoplasmic reticulum; endoplasmic reticulum-Golgi intermediate compartment; Golgi apparatus
Molecular function (GO): glucosamine 6-phosphate N-acetyltransferase activity; monosaccharide binding
Source: RefSeq, a predicted model, not a curated record